Molecule: messenger RNA, 513 nt
Organism: Trichomonas vaginalis G3
Lineage: Eukaryota; Parabasalia; Trichomonadida; Trichomonadidae
Exons: 1
Coding region: 1-513 (170 amino acids)
Source: RefSeq, a predicted model, not a curated record
AUGCCUUUUACUGCAGAAAAUAUUAAUUUCCAUUUACUGAGUAUUUCAGGCAUUAUUCUUUCGCUUCUAUGUGUCGUCCCAUUAGUAUAUUCACUGAAAGCAAUGCGUACAGGCGAUAUUGCUAACUGUAAGUCAGCUUUAUUUGCAUUUCUCAUUAUUUUAAUUAUCGUACCAAUAUUGAUGCUUACACUUUCAGCAAUCAAUACAUACCUAGUCUGCAAAGGCAACAAUUCUCUCGCUUUUAUCUUUUAUUUCGCAAUUUCAUUUUUCGCACUCGUCAUGCUUAUUUGCUCAGCCAUACUAAUGAACAAUGCUCAUAGUUAUUCGAAUCUUUCAACAACUCCUCCAGAUAAAGUAGAAGCUGCUAGGGAAACAGGCAAUCAGGCGAGAUUGGCCGGAAUGACUGGCAUCUUUGCUACAUCAAUCUGCUUAUUAAUUUUAGUUCUUACUGCUGCUUCAUUUUUCAUCAUCAGAAAUAAGACAAAGAAACAAGAAUACUCUCAUUGGAUGUAA